Tigriopus californicus is the source of this 1220-nucleotide messenger RNA. Its product is annotated as dual specificity phosphatase 29-like. Lineage: Eukaryota; Metazoa; Arthropoda; Copepoda; Harpacticoida; Harpacticidae. Bases 96 to 992 code for a protein of 298 amino acids. Gene Ontology annotation, biological process: protein dephosphorylation; negative regulation of MAPK cascade. The record is from RefSeq and is a predicted model, not a curated record. Gene Ontology annotation, cellular component: cytoplasm. Gene Ontology annotation, molecular function: MAP kinase phosphatase activity; protein tyrosine/serine/threonine phosphatase activity. The transcript has a single exon.
GGCCAUUUUUGAGACUGUGACCAUUGCACGAGGAUCGCGAAUGAAUCUGUCCGAGUGAGAAGUGUGAAGUGAGAACUGCGUGAGUCUCCGGAAGAAUGUACUACUCAAAUGUACCCUCAUAUCCAUCGGCCUUGACUGGACGGUUUGAUUCACCAUCGGUGCCUCGAAUGUACAACUUUGGUUCGGAUUACUCGACGGCGCCUUCCAAGCGGUUUAGUGAUGCUUUCAACUCCACGAAGUACAACUUCUACGACAGUAGCUACAAAUUUCCGUCCAGGACUCGAGCCUCGAGCGUUGGACCGCCUUCUCUGCGAUAUCGGGACGUGAUCAAUCCAAUCCGUGCCAAGAUCAAUACGGCCUUCUCGGAUGAAAAGCCUUUUGAAAGCAAAGUCUACUAUACUCGAGCCCCGUCCUUGGUGAAGGAGACAACGCGAGAUGAUCUAAUUGAUUCCAUCCUCCACACAAGAACCAGCGAGAACCGUCGGAUGCCAGGAUUUUUCACGGCCACCAACUGGGAGGAGAGAAACUACGCCAAUGUGGACUGUGACAAAGUCCAUCCUGGAAUUUACCUUGCCAACGCUGAAACAGUCAAGAACAUUGAUUAUCUCAAGUCUAUCGGAGCCACUCACGUGUUAAACACAGCUGAAGGUCACGUGAAGGUGAACCCUGGAAUGUAUCCACUCCACAACAUCAACUACUACGGAUUCCACGUUGACGAUCACCCCAAUGCGAAUAUCUCCCGAUUCUUCACCCGAACCAAUAACUUUAUUGAAGAGGCCCUCAAUCGCAAUGGAAUUGUUGUAGUAAACUGUGUUAUGGGCUGGUCUCGGUCUGCCACGGUGGUGGCUGCCUAUCUUGUAGCUAAGAAAGGCAUGACUGCCAACCAGGCCGUGGAGCAAAUCCGCCGAUCUCGGCCCAUUCGUCCUAACCCGGGAUUUUUGAAUCAGUUGUCCGACUUUGACAACAUUUUUAAGAAGAGGCUUGUUUGGUAAACCGAUUUGAAUUUGUUUCGGAUCUUAUUUUUGUGUUUAGAAUGUAAAUCAAAAAAACAUGUUUGUUAAGUGGGGACACUUGCGUUCCUCUUGAGGCCCGAAUUUGAUCAUGAGAGUAUGAACGGUUUAUUUCUGAAAGAGCAAGUAUACAUGUAAGGAUGAAUGUGUGAUUGUAUGUAAUACCAUAUUUCAUUAUUUCCAUUUGAAAUACAUUUUUGACAAAACUAA